Austrofundulus limnaeus is the source of this 2253-nucleotide messenger RNA. RefSeq names its product E3 ubiquitin-protein ligase TRIM21-like. The transcript is spliced from 2 exons. Bases 50 to 1660 code for a protein of 536 amino acids. Gene Ontology annotation, molecular function: ubiquitin-protein transferase activity; protein binding; zinc ion binding. Lineage: Eukaryota; Metazoa; Chordata; Actinopteri; Cyprinodontiformes; Rivulidae. Gene Ontology annotation, biological process: protein ubiquitination. The record is from RefSeq and is a predicted model, not a curated record.
GUAUUUUUGAAUUUGAAUUGAACAUCUGAUUCUGAUCCAGAGUUCAGACAUGUCUGCUGGCAGGAACCAGAGGUCUGAGGAUCAGUUCCGGUGCUCCAUCUGUCUGGACCUGUUCACUGAUCCGGUCAGCACACCAUGUGGACACAACUUCUGUAAAACCUGCAUCAGUCAACACUGGAGCAGCAGCAGCAGCUGCCAGUGUCCCGUCUGUAAGAAGAUGUUCCAGACCAGACCUCUGCUGGAAGUCAACACGUUACUGAGAGAGCUGGUUGAUCAGUUCAGACAUGAAGCUCAACAAGCUGCAGAACCAGGAGAAGUUCCCUGUGACGUCUGCACUGGAACCAAACCGAAGGCCCUGAAGUCCUGCCUGGUGUGUCUGCUCUCCUACUGUCAGACUCACCUGGAGCCUCAUCUGACAGCUCCACGUCUGAAAAGACAUCAGCUGCUGGAUCCUGUGGAGAACCUGGAGGACAGGAUGUGUUUGAAGCACGAUAAUCCUCUGGUUCUGUUCUGUAAGACCGACCAGACCUGUGUCUGCAUGCUCUGCUCUGUUCUGGACCACAAGACUCAUGAGUUUGUUCCUCUGACAGAAGAAUAUGAAGGAAAGAAGGCAGAGCUGAGGAACACAGAGGCUGAAGUUCAGCAGAUGAUCCACAACAGACAGCUGAAGAUCCAGGAAAUCAAAGAGUCUCUGCAGAUCAGUGAAGCUGCUGCAGACAGAGAGAAAGCAGAAGGUCUUCAGGUCUUCACUGAUCUGAUGGACUCUGUUGAGAGGAACAAGAAGAGCUUCAUGAAGGAGGUGGAAGACAAACAGAAAACUACAGAGAAACAGGCUGAAGACUUCAUCAAAGAUCUGGAACAGGAGAUCUCUGAGCUCAUGAAGAGGAGCUCUGAGCUCAAGCAGCUCUCACACUCUGAAGACCACCUCCACCUCCUCCAGAACUUCAGCUCCCUGAAAGCUGCUCCACCCACCAAGAACUGGACCAAGGUCAGAGUCCAUCCUCCAUCAUAUGAGGGSACUGUGGUGAGAGCUGUGGCUCAGCUGGAGGAGGARCUCAGGAACAAGAUGAAGAUGUUUGAGGCUGAGCUGAAGAGGGUCCAGAAGUUUGAGGUGGAUCUGACUCUGGAUCCUGAAACUGCUAAUCCUUACCUCAACCUGUCUGAUGAUGGAAAACAAGUUCACUGUGGAGAUGUGAAGAAGCAGCUUCCAGACAACCCAGAGAGAUUUUCUUAUGUUGUUUCUGUUUUAGGGUCUCAGAGUUUCUCUUCAGGCAGAUUUUACUUUCAGGUUCAGGUUAAAGGAAAAACUGACUGGACUGUAGGAGUGGUCAGGAAGUCCAUCAACAGGAAGGGAAUAAUCACUUUGAGUCCUCAAAAUGGUUUCUGGAUGGUUAGGUUGAGAAAUGGAAAUCAGUACAAAGCUGCUGCUGGUCCUGAUGUCCCUCUCAGUCUUCAGUCUGGUCCUGAGAAGGUGGGGGUGUUUGUGGAUUAUCAGAAGGGUCUGGUCUCCUUUUAUGAUGUUGAUGCUGCAGCUCUGAUCUACUCCUUCACUGGCUGCUGCUUCACUGAACCACUCUGCCCGUACUUUAAUCCCUGUCUUAAUUAUGGAUGUAAAAACUCAGCUCCUCUGAUCAUCUGUCCUGUCAAUCAAUCAGCCUGAUGUUUCUUCAGAAGUCAACAGUUCAGCUGGAUUUAUUUAUUUUUAUCCAAAUUUAUUUGAUUUGUUUUGAUCGCAAACACAAAAUAAAGUAAAGUUUUUUGUUGAAUUUCAGUUGUCAGUUUCUCUUUUGGGGCUCUGGAGUGAACUUUCUGUGGAACCACAACCAGGUUCUGGACCAACAUAAAACCAUCAGUAAUAAAUAAAGUGGAAAAGGCUGCCCUCCAGUGGCCACAGUCAAUAACCACUUCAUCUCUACAUGAACCUGACUGAUGACAUCAUCAGGGCAGGAGGUCAAAGGUCUGAAUUAUUUGUUGCUCUGGGCUUUUAUUUUGUAGUUUCCUGUCAGUGAUGAGUUCAGGAACAUACUGACUGUGAUAACCCAAAAACAUCAGAACCACAGUGUUGUAGUGUGGAACGGCAGAGGCCAUGGAUAAAGACAGCAGGAGACGGAUUUUAUUGAUCAGAAUCAGUUUGAAACAUUUCAUACAAACUGCGACUCUGUUGCUCAGGUGUUUUAUAGCUAUAGAUACCAUGAUGACAUCACAGGCUUUUUUUUGGGUCAGGUGAAGCGCUACGGCAGCGGUGACAGAGCC